AUGGCAAAACCCUCCUACCUAUGACCAGUUAUGACUGGCUGACACAACACGACAUCAAAACUCGGCCAUUUUUGUUGCGACGGUGAACCGACAUGUCGCAUAGAAAAUUUUCGGCGCCUCGCCAUGGGUCUAUGGGAUUCUAUCCCAAGAAGAGGUCCCGCCGUAGCCGUGGUAAGGUUAAGGCUUUCCCUAAAGAUGACCAGAAUAAGCCUGUGCAUCUUACCGCUUUCAUCGGAUACAAGGCUGGUAUGACCCACGUGGUCCGUGAACCUGACCGUCCUGGAUCAAAGAUCAACAAGAAAGAAAUCGUGGAGGCUGUCACCAUCAUCGAGACUCCACCAAUGGUGUGCGUCGGCGUGGUCGGCUACAUUGAAACACCACAUGGCCUCCGCGCAUUGCUUACCGUAUGGGCAGAACAUAUGUCUGAAGACUGUAGACGUCGCUUCUACAAGAACUGGUAUAAAUGCAAGAAGAAGGCAUUUACCAAAGCCAGCAAGAAAUGGCAAGAUGAGCUUGGCCAGAAGUCCAUUGAAAAGGAUUUCAAGAAAAUGAUCCGCUACUGCAGUGUGAUCAGGGUUAUUGCCCACACUCAAAUGAAACUGUUGAAACAACGCCAGAAGAAGGCUCACAUUAUGGAGAUUCAAGUAAAUGGUGGAACUAUUGAAGACAAAGUAAAAUGGGCCCGAGAGCACCUUGAGAAACCAAUCCCAGUGGAUUCAGUCUUUACUCAGGAUGAAAUGAUUGAUUGCAUUGGUGUCACAAAGGGCAAGGGAUACAAAGGUGUCACUUCUCGUUGGCACACUAAGAAGCUCCCGCGUAAGACACACAAGGGUCUGCGUAAAGUAGCUUGUAUUGGAGCAUGGCAUCCUUCCAGAGUUUCAUUCACCGUCGCCAGAGCUGGUCAGAAGGGCUACCACCACCGAACUGAAAUGAAUAAGAAAAUCUACAGAAUUGGACAAGGAAUCCACACCAAGGAUGGGAAAGUCAUCAAAAACAAUGCCUCUACUGAGUAUGACCUUUCUGAGAAAUCCAUUACCCCCAUGGGUGGGUUCCCUCAUUAUGGUGAAGUCAAUAAUGACUUUGUCAUGAUCAAGGGCUGUUGCAUGGGUCCCAAGAAGCGAGUAAUUACUUUGAGAAAGUCACUUCGUGUGCACACCAAGAGGGCUGCUCUUGAGAAGAUCAACCUUAAGUUCAUUGAUACUUCGUCCAAAUUUGGACAUGGUCGCUUCCAAACACCUGCUGACAAGGCUGCCUUCAUGGGCACCCUCAAGAAAGACCGCAUCCGCGAGGAGGCUGCUGCCACCACCACCACAGCUGCACCGCAGUCUUAAAUAUUCUUUAAGAAUAAAUGAUAUAUUAAAAAUA
This is a messenger RNA of Papilio polytes (common Mormon), 1365 nucleotides long. RefSeq names its product 60S ribosomal protein L3 (gene RpL3). Gene Ontology annotation, cellular component: cytosolic large ribosomal subunit; ribosome. Gene Ontology annotation, molecular function: RNA binding; structural constituent of ribosome. The coding region runs from base 93 to 1331 and encodes 412 amino acids. The record is from RefSeq and is a predicted model, not a curated record. The transcript is spliced from 7 exons. NCBI's taxonomy places the organism in Eukaryota, Metazoa, Arthropoda, Insecta, Lepidoptera, Papilionidae. Gene Ontology annotation, biological process: translation; ribosomal large subunit assembly.